This is a messenger RNA of Spinacia oleracea (spinach), 414 nucleotides long. RefSeq lists its product as uncharacterized. The record is from RefSeq and is a predicted model, not a curated record. The coding region runs from base 1 to 414 and encodes 137 amino acids. NCBI's taxonomy places the organism in Eukaryota, Viridiplantae, Streptophyta, Magnoliopsida, Caryophyllales, Amaranthaceae. The transcript has 3 exons.
AUGGCAACUUAUUCUGUGAAGCAGGUUUAUGAGAAAAUAGCUGGAACUAAACCUAGAGUUCAUUGGGAUAAAGUAGUGUGGAAUAGAUUGAACAAUCCCAAGCAUAGAUUUAUUGGCUGGCUAGCCAUGCAAUCAAGACUUCAGACCACCUCAAAGCUGGCCAGGAUUGGAGUUAGUCAUUCAGCUCUGUGUUUGAUCUGUGGGCAAGGAGAUGAAACUCACCAUCAUCUGUUUUUUCAACGUGUGUAUAGCUGUGAAUUCAUCAGAGCUGUUAAAUCCUGGCUAGUUAUGGUGGCUGCAGUGUACCUGAUAUGGAAAUGUAGGAAUACUAGUUUCUGGGAAAACUAUGUUCUUACUGUGACUCAUACUCUGAACAAGUUGAAGCAGUUGCCUUGUAUAGCUGGUUCUUGCUGA